GGUGCAGUGACCACAUUCAGCCUGAUGGUGGCGCUGUGCUGCUCCCAAUUUGUGUCCCAACCUGAGAUUAAAACAGAAGACUGCACCAGGAAGGAGCACCCUAUUGUCCCAUAUAGAGUUUUGCGGUUGUGGAUGUCUGAAUUUUCUCAUUCUGGAGCAAAGGAUUUCUCUCAGUUAGCUGUAGAUCUGAACAAGGGUCAGCUUAUUGUAGGAGCAAGAAACUUUCUCUUCCGGCUUCAUUUAACCAACAUUUCACUAAUACAGGCAGCAGAAUGGGCCCCCGAUGAAGACACAAAACUAUCUUGCCAAAGUAAAGGAAAGACAGAGGUAAUGAAUAGAGACAGCCCCCCUCUUGAAAUGUACCUAUUGCACUACUUUUUCUUUCCAGCUAUACCAAAAUACACAGAUAAAACUUCUUUGGUCUUUCAGGACGAAUGCCAAAACUAUGUGCGUGUUUUGUUGACCAGUGGAUCUACACUCUUCACCUGUGGCACCAAUGCCUUCACUCCUGUCUGUAUGACCCGACAGAUUUCAAACAUCAGUGAGGUGUUAGAUUCCAUAAACGGCGUGGCGCGGUGUCCGUACGAUCCUCGCCAUAACUCCACAGCAAUGAUCACUGCGAGAGGAGAGCUGUACGCCGCCACCGUCAUCGACUUCUCUGGACGAGACCCAGUCCUGUACCGCAGUCUGGGAAACAUGCCACCGCUACGCAGCGCUCAGUACAACUCCAAGUGGCUCAAUGAACCAAACUUCGUCUCUGUGUAUGAGAUCGGCCGCUUCGCUUACUUCUUCUUCAGAGAAACAGCUGUGGAGAAUGACUGUGGUAAGAUGGUGUUUUCUCGCGUGGCUCGAGUUUGUAAAAAUGAUGUUGGAGGUCGGUUUCUGUUGGAGGACACGUGGACAACAUUUAUGAAAGCCCGACUCAACUGCUCACGAUCUGGAGAAAUACCUUUUUAUUUCAACGAGCUCCAGAGCACAUUCCACCUGCCUGAACAAGACCUGAUCUACGGAAUCUUUACCACCAACGUAAAUAGCUUGUCUGCGUCGGCCAUCUGCGCCUUCAACCUUAGCUCCAUCACCACUGCCUUCAACGGACCCUUCCGCUUCCAGGAAAACCCCCGCACCGCUUGGCAACCCACCCCCAACCCCAUACCCAACUUUCAGUGUGGUACCUUAGAUGAGGCCGGCCCGGGGCAGAACCUGACAGAGCGCAGCCUUCAGGACGCUCAGAGACUCUUUUUAAUGAAUGACGUCGUUCAGCCGAUCACAGUGAACCCUCUGCUCACCCAGGACACUGUGAGACUGUCUUGCCUCUGUGUGGAUGUGGUGCAGGGCGCAGGGGACCGGCUUUACUACGUCAUGUACAUUGGCACCGAGUAUGGGACCAUCCUCAAGGCUCUGUCCACCACAGACAAGAGGCUUCAGGGCUGUUACCUGGAGGAGCUCAGGCCCCUCCCCCCAGGGCUGAGUGGACCAAUCAAGAGCCUCCGUCUGCUGCAGAGGGACCGCUCGCUGUUUGUGGGACUGAGUGACCGAAUGGUGAAGAUCCCCCUUGAGAGGUGCUCGAGCCACCCAUCAGAGAGGCAGUGUGUUGAGGCACGGGACCCUUACUGUGGAUGGGACCGGCUCAAACGACGCUGCACCACCUAUGAGGAGAGUUCCAACAUGAACCAGUGGAUCCAGAACAUCACAGACUGCCCUGUGAGGAAUCUAACACAGGACGGAGGGUUUGGCCCAUGGGCACAGUGGCAGUCCUGUUCCCAUAGUGACGGGGAGGGGUCCAGUCUAUGCCUAUGUCGGUCCAGGUCAUGUGAUGGCCCCUCAGCUCGAUGUGGAGGAGAAGAGUGCAAAGGGCCCACCAUACAGGUGGCCAACUGCUCCAGAAAUGGCGGCUGGACUCCCUGGUCGUCAUGGGGACAGUGCAGCAGCAGUUGUGGCAUUGGGUUUGAGGUCAGACAGAGGUCGUGUAACAACCCCUCCCCUCGGCACGGUGGACGAGUCUGUGUGGGGCAGGGGAGAGAGGAGAGGUUGUGUAAUGAGCGUAGGCCCUGCCCACUGCCUGUGUCCUGGACGUCCUGGGGUCCUUGGGCCAAGUGCAGCUCAGAGUGUGGAGGAGGGGUUCAUUCUCGAAGCAGGAGCUGUGAGAACGGGAGCAGUUGCCCGGGGUGUGCCACGGAAUACCGUGCCUGUAACCUGGAGGCGUGUCCGGAGGUGCGCAGAAACACUCCAUGGACUCCCUGGAUCCCUGUGAAUGUGAGUCAGGAUGGGUCUCGUCUGGAACAGAGGAGCAGGUAUACAUGCCGUGCUCUGCUGCCCAAACCACAGCUCCUGCAGUCAGGCAAAAAGAAGACAGAGACACGCUACUGCCCCAAUGAUGGAUCAGGAGCAUGCCAGACCGACGCUCUGGUGGAGGAUCUGGUUAAGUCCAGCGGUCGGUCCCCUGUUGUUCCUCAGGGCGCUCGCUGGGGAUUGUGGGAAACGUGGUCCAUGUGCUCUCGCUCCUGCUCCAGAGGCUUCAGGACUCGUAAACGUCUGUGCUCCACUCCUCAGGGCCGGACCACCCCCUCCGCCUGUGUUGGCUCCCCGGUGGAGUACCAGGACUGUGCAAUGCAGCCAUGUCCAGUGAAUGGUGGGUGGUCUUGCUGGUCGGCCUGGUCCCCUUGCUCCUCUUCCUGUGGAGGGGGGCACUUCCAGAGGACCAGGACCUGUUCUGACCCAGCUCCUGCCCAGGGAGGAGACAUCUGCAUCGGACUGCACACGGAAGAGGCCCUCUGCAACACCCACAGCUGUGAAGGUUGGCCUGAGUGGACAGAUUGGGGCGACUGUGAUGAGAAUGGGCUCCAGUUCAGGACCAGGAGCUGUGGAGACUCUGGACUCUGUUUGAACAAUGUGUCUCAGUCCAGGACCUGCAAACCUCACGAGGUCCCAGUCAUCCUACCUGGACAAGAGGACCAAAACUGUGAAACCUACACCUUGUUCCAGUUGAUCGCAGUGGGGCUAGCUAGCUUCUUCGUAGCAGCUUUGCUCUCUGCGAUGGGCUACUCGUACUGCCACCAUUUGAACAGGACAUCCUCAGAAUCUGCAGUGAUCCACCCCAGCACUCCCAAUCACUUAAACUACAACAAACCUGGCAAUGCAGCGCCGAAGAACGAGAAGUACAUUCCUAUGGAGUUUAAGACGUUAAACAAAAACAACCUCCAUGUGAACGAAGAGAUGUGUAACCAUUUCUCCACAGCUCUGGGUCCUUCAAACAUGUUCACCACCACGUACUACCCCCCAGGUCUGAGCAAGUACGACUACCACCACCAGGAGGCAGCGUGUCGGACGUUCAACAUGCACAGCUGAG
Messenger RNA from Periophthalmus magnuspinnatus, 3346 nucleotides. RefSeq names its product semaphorin-5B-like. Lineage: Eukaryota; Metazoa; Chordata; Actinopteri; Gobiiformes; Gobiidae. Gene Ontology annotation, molecular function: semaphorin receptor binding; chemorepellent activity. Gene Ontology annotation, biological process: axon extension; semaphorin-plexin signaling pathway; axon guidance. Bases 25 to 3345 code for a protein of 1106 amino acids. The transcript has 21 exons. The record is from RefSeq and is a predicted model, not a curated record.